This is a messenger RNA of Hypanus sabinus (Atlantic stingray), 6285 nucleotides long. RefSeq names its product immunoglobulin superfamily DCC subclass member 3. The coding region runs from base 1 to 2142 and encodes 713 amino acids. Gene Ontology annotation, cellular component: axon; plasma membrane. NCBI's taxonomy places the organism in Eukaryota, Metazoa, Chordata, Chondrichthyes, Myliobatiformes, Dasyatidae. Gene Ontology annotation, molecular function: protein binding. The record is from RefSeq and is a predicted model, not a curated record. Gene Ontology annotation, biological process: axon guidance; cell-cell adhesion. The transcript has 14 exons.
AUGGCCCAGACCGAGGGCUCGGCUUCUAUUCAGCCAGAGUCAUUUAGUUGUCACCGAUCGACCGGACUCUUGACAACUCAAAGUGGGAGCCGGGCAUUGGAGUUGUCCUUUCUGGAGGAACCCAGCGACGUGAUUGCUGUACGCGGGAAACCGCUGCUCCUCAACUGUCGGGUGGAGGGGGAGGAGCCGAUCUGGAUCAGCUGGAGGAGGGGCAGCCACCCCCUGCCGCCGAGCCCCCGCCUCUCACUGCUGCCCAACGGCUCCCUCCUCAUCACCAGCUUCCUGCGGAGGGACAACGAGUCGGACGCUGGCGAGUACGACUGCUUGGCGCAGAACCGCUUCGGCCGGCUGCUCAGCCGCAGGGCCAGGGUGCAAGUGGCAACUCUCUCCCGGUUUCUGACCCACCCACAGUCCAUGAGCGUGCAGCUGGGAGGAGUGGCUCGAUUCCAGUGUCAGAUCAACGGUGUUCCCAAAGCCACGAUCACCUGGGAACUCAAUCGAGUUCCUCUCAACAUGAAGGACAACAGGUACACCUUGCUGCCAAGUGGCGUGCUGCAGAUCACGAGGGUGGGUCGUCAGGACCUGGGGGACUACCGCUGCAUGGCGGCCAACGCUGCCAACACCCGGGCCAGCCAGGAGGCACGGCUCAGCCUGGCAGGGUGGUCCCCGCGGAUGGACGAGGAGCCCAAAAUCCUGUCAGGACCCCAGAACCUGACGCUCACCGUGCACCAGACGGCCAUUCUGGAGUGUAUUGCCACCGGCAACCCCCGGCCCAUCGUCUCCUGGAGCCGGCUCGAUGGCCGCUCCAUCGGGGUGGACGGGAUCGAGGUCCUUGGCACCGGGAACCUGAAGAUCUCCGAUGUGACGGUGUACCACUCCGGCGUCUACGUCUGCGCCGCUAACAAGCCCGGGACGCGCGUCCGCCGCACGGCCCAGGGGCGCCUGGUUGUACAAGCUCCCCCCGAGUUUGUGCAGUGGCCGCAGUCGAUGAGGAAGCGGGCAGGCAGUACGGCUGUCUUCACCUGCGUGGCGCAGGGGGUCCCGGAACCUCACCUCGUCUGGCUGAAGAACGGUCGUGAGCUCUCGACUCCUAGCGGCAACAUCAACCUGACCCACGGCAACAGCACCCUGAUCAUAAACCGUGUGAGGGCGUCGGACGAGGCCAUCUACCAGUGUGUGGCCCAGAACAGCGCGGGCACCAACCAGGCCAGCGCCCGGCUGGCAGUCACCCUGUCCCAGCAGCUGCCCGCGCCCCCGGCGGAGCCCCGUGCCGAGGCCCUCUCCUCCACCGCCAUCCGCCUCUCCUGGCGGGAGCCCUCGCACUCGGUCACCGAGGAGAUCAUCGGCUACGUCCUCCACAUCCGGCCCGCUGCAGAGGAGGCUGGGAAGGAACUGCAGGAAGCAGUCAGUAAGACGACGUUGGAGCACGUCUUCACCAACCUGCGGCCCAGCACCAAGUACUCCAUGUAUGUGCAGGCCUACUCCCCCGUGGGGGCCAGCGACCGCUCCCAGCUCGUCACCGCCAUCACGGGGGGCGAAGUUCCAGAUGUGAUGUUCUUCGCCCAGGUGUUGAACUCCACGGCCGUGCAGGUAUUUUGGGAGCCUCCCCACCGGCCCGGGCUAGUCCAGGGCUACAAGCUCUUCCACCGGCAGCUGCCAAGCCCCCGGGUGCAGGGACCCGUCCUGCUUCCCAGCUCAGCCACCACCUACAUCUUCCCCCACCUGGAACCCUCGACCUUGUACGAGAUCAAAAUGCAGGCGUUUAACCAGCAUGGCAGUGGCAACAGUACCAUCCGUUUUGUAUCCCUCAGGGAGAGCCCGGAGAAUCCAGCACCGUCGGACCCCGGCUGUGACUGCCGGAAGCCCCAGGAAGCCUCACUGAGUGGGAUUGUGGUUGGAAUUCACAUUGGGAUCGCCUGCAUCAUCUUCUGCAUCCUGUUCCUUUUGCUGGGAUACCGGAGGAGGCUGUUUGAUUGUCGUGGCUUCAAAGAGAGCUGGUCGGUAUCCCAGUCACGGCACAGCACAGCCCUAGACGGGCAGAAUGGCAACCUGGAGCCUGAGGGGAAAGAGGACCGGGCACUGGAGCUGACAGAGCUGAAGGGGGACCAAGGGAGCCCGGUUCACCUCGAGCAAAGAACCUGACCAGACCAGAGAGAGGGACCGACGCCUCCGCCCUCACUUCGAACCAAAGGACCGACACCGCGCCCGGAGCCCAGUUCAAGUCAGCUUUAACCAGCUGCUUUAACUGGCCUCCCAUUUGCUCUGUCGCAAUUACGCGUAUGAACAGCCUUUCCAAAGACUUCUACCUCAAGAGAAUUGUAUGUUUCCAAAAAAGCCAUUGUCCAAGCCUCUACCUCAGUAGCCGACCCCUCCCCUGGAUCACACUCCACACUCCUCCUCACCCCCCACCCCCGAGCGGGGCGGAGAGGGGAAGUUGGGUGAGGUUGAUGGAGGUGGGGGAACAACACUGACCUCAGAAGGCACCCAAAUAUUCCAAACUGGCCGCAUCCCGUCCAAAGAUUAUUUGCGAGAAGCCGGGGCCGUUCUCGGAGACUUUGAACUUGCCAAGUAACACUCCGGGCUUUCAGGGUGGGAGUGCUGGCAGGCAAUGAGACCCCUUCCCCCACCACCCCAUCAAGCCCACCCCGCUCCCCCUAGUCGGCGUGGGAGCCCGUUCGGCUGUGUGGGGACUGGGGACAGGAACGGUUUCUGCUCCGUGACCAGACCAAAGAUGCAGAUCCCGGUGGGGGGGGGGGGAGGAAGAUCCCCUCGCCCAUUCAAGGACUGUUAACCGGCCCCUCUUGCCCCGAACUAUCCGUCAGUGGAGGCGGGUCUCCUUUGCUUCGGAGACUGGCAGUUGGGAGAGAAGACCCGUGUUCGGGGUAUCGUUGGAGCCCUCACCCUGUGGCUAAAUCAUGCAAAAACAAGCGGUGACAGACAGGGGAACCUCGUCGGUUUUACAACCUGUCCGGAUUCUCAGCACCCUGGUGUCCACUGUCCCCAUUACCCCGGCUCCCCGACAACCAGAGCGCCCGGUGCCCCAGAUUCGCAGUGAUAAUUAUAAUUACCCGAAAAGAAAGCCAAAAGACUUAGCAGUUUAAGUCAGUGUUGACCAAAUGUUGCCUUGAUUACUACCAAAGUAUGAAAGAUGUGCUACACACAGCGCUGAAAUAACGACACGCAGUCGGUAAGUCGUUUCGAGACUAGUUUAUUCAGACUUCGCGCCCUCCCUCUCCGGCCGGAAAUGACGUCAGAGGUGUUGGACCAAAGUCUCCCCCCGCCCUGGCUAUUUGUGAGCCUGCGCAGUAAGUGGGUCGCCGCAAUACUAGCUUUAAUUGUCACAUGUUCAGAACGGAGAGUGAGAUAUGCAGAGGUGGGGGGCUCCCCGUACCAACGUGGCCCGCAAUGUACUCAUGCUAAACGCGCGUAUUUGAAACCGAGGGAACCCGCGGGGCCACGGGGGGGACGUACAAACUCCUUACAGAUGGCAGCCGCUGUAACUCGAUAUCGCUGAUCGCUACGCCUCCGUGUCGCCCGGAGUUUGCCCUGACUCCCUCCGGUUGUUCCACGCGAAGGAAGAUUGUGUUUGUGUCUGUGGGUGGGUGACAGACGGGGAGAGGUGGAUAUCUGCAGACAUGCUUCCUUGUUACCCCCCCCCCACCCUUGCGGGGGAAUUGGAGGGAGCACGAACCCCGUGAAGGGGUCGUUUGCUCCGCCCGAAGUCAGCGUGGGCAGAUCCUCCCUCAUGCUCGUCCUUUUUUUAUUCUUUCGACAGGGGUGUGUCCGCGCAUAAUGAAAGUGGGAAAUACAUGAAAAUGUUGGAGUUAGGUUCCCUUCCCCCACACACGUUUUAAUUAUAUUUUACGCGCUAGCUUUAGGAAAGAAAGAUAGAUUAGGGUGAGGAGUUCUGUAGAGGAGGGGUUGCGGAUUGUGCGUUACUCCUCUCUCCCAGAGAUUACGGGGGAAGGGUGUGACCGGGUUCCUAAAGGUGGUCCCGUCCUGUAACCCAGCGAGCAAAGUCCAACUGUUAUGGGAGAAUCCCGGCCACAGUCCUAACCGCCCCUUCUUAUUCUAUCCGACAGGGUUCAGCGAACAAACUUCAAUCAGUAGUCUGCCGAUCUGAGUUUUCACAUUAGCAGCACGGAAUUCCACAUUUAUCCCCGCUCUGCAGAGGCAGUUACAACCCCCAUUCCCAAGACCACCCCUCCCCAGACAUUACUCCAGAUCCCCGUGACCCUGUCCCUGAUCCGGCGCCAAGUCUGGGAAAUCCGUCGGGUCCCAGCGGAGGGAGGGAACACCCAAGGAUCGUUAAACUGACGACCUCAUCUCACCCCAGGGUGGAGGUGCGCCCCACGGGGAGAGAGACAGUCCCUGGAUCACUGCGCAGUCUGUGCGUGUGAAACGUUGUGUUUGCGUGUGAGUCGGUGUGGGGCUGAGUGUGUGCGUCUGUGCACGUGUGUGGGAGGGUGGGGGCUGCCUUGGUGUGUGUCUGAUUGCGGGGUGAGUGUGACCCGAACCUGAGUGUGUGUGUGAGAGACGGAGAGAGAACGAAUGUUUCUGAGUGUUCCUUGGAAGUUACAGCCGAGGUUAACGGGCAUGAGCUCGCAAUGGCGUGCGUCUGAAACAGCCUCUCACCACCAGGCUCCUGAGCUACUAAACCCGGCAGAAGGGCUGAAGGGGCAAAGGCGGGUUACUGGCGCCUUUAAGCCGGUCGCUUCGGGCAGAUGGGGCUCAUCGGAAGGAGAUCUCUGAUCUCAAACCUCCGCCGCCUUGUACUCGUGGGGUAGGUAGACUUCGGGAGUGAACCCCGAGGGAAUAUUCCGGAUCUGGAGUCCCUACGUUCAGUUCAACGCUGAUUGGCAACUCCGCUGGUGCCGAACUGUAUCAGUCUCUGCUGUUCAUCAGCUGCGUGGGGGUGGGGGGGUCUGUAUCUUCGUGUGUCGUUAGGUGUGACAUUGGGCGUUUGUGUGUGGGAGGGACAGCAUGAACGGGGGCUGCCUGUGUGUGCGUGUCUCGGAGAUCCACAGCCAGGGAGAGUUGUGUUGUCCUCUUUCCUGUUCCUCUCCGCGGCGUCCGGCAGCGAGUUUCACCUCCCCAUACUCCCGGUCUGGGUUGAAAACAUUUAGUCUCCGAUCACUGCACGCUCCCUCCUCCCACUUCUGUAAUCUCAGCACCCGGUCCACAUGCAGGAUCUGGACUUGAAACGUUGGCCCGAAUCACCAGAGUCCGCAGAUGCUGCGACAAAUCACAAAAUGCUGGAGGAACUCAGCAGGUGAGAUAGUGUCGGCGGAAAGGAGGUUUCGGGCCGAGACCCUUCCUCAAGGGAAGGUGGGCGGAGUGAUAGGUGAAGCCAGGCGCGUGGCAAAGGUAAGGGAUUGAAGACGGAAUCUUAUAGGAGAGGAGAGUGGACCAUCAGGGAAAGGGAAAGAGGAGGACCACCAGGGGAAGGUGAGAGGCCAGAGUGGGGAGAAUGAUCGGAAGUUGGAGAAAUCGAUGGAAAUUUCCGCUCCCUCUCGGGGUUUUCAACCAACGUCGACUCUCCACAGAUGCUGCUCGACCCGCUGAAUUUCUUCCAGCCGUUUCACUCCUUGUUCCAGCCCGCCGCUUCCUCCCUCCCGACCCCGGUGUUUCUCUUCACCCCCUCUCCUCCAAACCCCACUGGUCAUUUCCUCCCUUUCCCUUCCGACGCUUCCCACUUUCUCGUCGUUUACCACGUUCUACAGAUCUCCACCAGUCCGUCCCCACUGAAACCAACCCCAUGUCUUCCGUAUCCGUCCCGGUCAGCUGAUGGGUGGAGUUACAGCGCGGAGAGAGGACCAUUGACCUACCAUUCAUUUACACCAAUCCUACAUUUUCCCAACAAAUGUCUCCUCCCCACCCACAAUAUUAUACCAUCGUGUAAACGGGAAAGGAGGGAGACCAGGUCGUAGUUGUGAAUUGUAGCCCAUGUCUCAAGUCCCCUUGCCGGCGUCGGGUUAAGCUCCCAUGAAGCACCCGGGACCUUUCGCGAGAUUAAAGGAGGUCAACUACACAGUGAAAAUUACCCCCCCCCCCCACUUCGUUUUAAACUUCGCUCCACGGUUGUGUUCGUGUCAAAGGGCGAACGUCUGCAGAUUGUUCCCGGGACUAUGGGUUGGGGGGGCGGGGUUACUACUGUCUUCCACCUGACACACCUUGCUGUACUUCUACCUCCUCCUUUUGAACCAGGAAUUGUUGCCCCCCCCCCUCACCUGGCCUCGAGCCAACCCAAAGAGCCUUCAAAAUUAACCAUACCCUCCCACUGCG